Messenger RNA from Jatropha curcas, 2082 nucleotides. Its product is annotated as polyubiquitin. Lineage: Eukaryota; Viridiplantae; Streptophyta; Magnoliopsida; Malpighiales; Euphorbiaceae. The record is from RefSeq and is a predicted model, not a curated record. Gene Ontology annotation, molecular function: protein binding.
UUUCUCGUUUUUGACCUUUCCUUUGCCAGGAAGGUUUUCAAUUCCUUCCUUCCACACAAUUCCAUUUAGUCGGAGUCGGUUCGGUCCUCUAUAUAAACUCGGCGCCUUGCUUUUUUUUCUUCAUACUUGUUAUUUCAGUUAAUUCUCAGAAUCUUCAUCUUAGAGAAUUCUCAAGCAUUCUAGAUUUCUCCCUUCCAUACAGUAUGCAGAUCUUCGUGAAAACCCUGACCGGCAAGACUAUUACUCUCGAGGUCGAGAGCUCCGAUACAAUUGAUAACGUCAAGGCCAAGAUCCAAGAUAAGGAAGGAAUUCCACCGGAUCAACAGAGGUUGAUCUUCGCCGGCAAGCAGCUUGAAGAUGGCCGCACAUUAGCCGAUUACAACAUCCAGAAGGAGUCAACACUCCACCUCGUCCUCCGUCUCCGUGGCGGCAUGCAGAUCUUCGUUAAGACUUUGACAGGCAAAACCAUUACUCUUGAAGUCGAGAGCUCUGAUACCAUCGAUAAUGUCAAGGCCAAGAUCCAAGACAAGGAAGGAAUUCCACCGGACCAGCAGAGAUUGAUCUUCGCUGGAAAACAACUCGAAGACGGAAGAACCCUUGCCGAUUAUAAUAUUCAGAAGGAAUCCACACUGCAUUUGGUUCUCCGUUUGCGAGGAGGUAUGCAGAUCUUCGUGAAAACCCUGACCGGCAAGACUAUUACUCUCGAGGUCGAGAGCUCCGAUACAAUUGAUAACGUCAAGGCCAAGAUCCAAGAUAAGGAAGGAAUUCCACCGGAUCAACAGAGGUUGAUCUUCGCCGGCAAGCAGCUUGAAGAUGGCCGCACAUUAGCCGAUUACAACAUCCAGAAGGAGUCAACACUCCACCUCGUCCUCCGUCUCCGUGGCGGCAUGCAGAUCUUCGUUAAGACUUUGACAGGCAAAACCAUUACUCUUGAAGUCGAGAGCUCUGAUACCAUCGAUAAUGUCAAGGCCAAGCCAAGACUCCAAGACAAGGAAGGAAUUCCACCGGACCAGCAGAGAUUGAUCUUCGCUGGAAAACAACUCGAAGACGGAAGAACCCUUGCCGAUUAUAAUAUUCAGAAGGAAUCCACACUGCAUUUGGUUCUCCGUUUGCGAGGAGGUAUGCAGAUCUUCGUGAAAACCCUGACCGGAAAGACGAUAACGCUAGAGGUGGAGAGCUCCGAUACUAUCGACAACGUCAAGGCCAAGAUCCAGGACAAGGAAGGAAUUCCACCAGACCAGCAGCGGUUGAUCUUCGCUGGAAAGCAACUCGAAGACGGAAGAACACUCGCCGAUUAUAAUAUCCAGAAGGAAUCGACUCUGCAUCUGGUCCUCCGUUUAAGAGGAGGUAUGCAGAUAUUCGUGAAAACCCUAACUGGAAAGACUAUAACGCUGGAGGUGGAAAGCUCCGAUACAAUUGACAACGUCAAGGCUAAGAUUCAAGACAAGGAAGGUAUUCCCCCAGAUCAGCAGCGGUUAAUCUUCGCUGGAAAGCAGUUGGAGGAUGGAAGGACUCUUGCUGAUUACAAUAUCCAAAAGGAAUCUACUCUUCACCUUGUUCUCAGGCUUCGCGGUGGAAUGCAGAUUCUCGGUGCUCAAAAGAUCUUGAUCUGUUCAUAAACAAUAUUGAACCUUAGUUCUUAACAAAACAAUUUAAAUCUUCCAUUAUCUAAAUGAUAAAUACUCUCAAAAAAAAUAAAGUAAAAAAAAAAAAACACGAUUGUUUCAAAUGCUGCUGGUAAAUGAAUUUCUUUCUGCAAUAGGGAAAUUGCAAAUUACAAAAGAGCGGAGGACAAAUUUAGAUUAGUUUCCUGGAAUAUGAGGCCCAUCUUUUUGAAAGCAGACGAUUAAACUAUAGCAAUCGAUCUAACACUGAUGUUUGAUUGAGCAAUUCAAGUGCAUGAUGAUAUAUUAAAGGGCUGCCCGUGCUCUACGGCAAAUGAUUAGUAAACCAUCGGAUGCAGCUAUGUGUCGUUUUGAUAAAAUGGGCUGUGUCGUUUUUUUUAAUAACAUACACAGUCGGAGUGGAUGGUUAUGGACGAUAUGGAACUUAAAAGUUAAAUUUAAUUGUUAUUUGAUUUAA